This is a messenger RNA of Vanessa atalanta (red admiral), 2508 nucleotides long. RefSeq names its product MKRN2 opposite strand protein. The coding region runs from base 177 to 821 and encodes 214 amino acids. The record is from RefSeq and is a predicted model, not a curated record. NCBI's taxonomy places the organism in Eukaryota, Metazoa, Arthropoda, Insecta, Lepidoptera, Nymphalidae. The transcript has 4 exons.
AGCUUGACGGUGGAACAAUAGAUCUAGAUUCCAAUUAGAAUUUUGCUUAGUCAGUCAUAUAUUGCGGCUUAUUAUUAAAUUUUAUUUUACUGAAUAACUUAGUGACAAUUCUACAAUUAGGAUUAAACUUUAAAAGUGUUAGUUUAAUUUACGUUACUAAAUAAAACCUUCUAAAAAUGGAUCCAGGCAUUCUUUGUUUCCACCAUUGUGAACACAAAGUUUUUUGUACCAUAAUACCCGAAAAUUGCCCUGUUUGUCAACAGAAACUAGAUAGAUACGACUAUAAUCUCUUGCCAUUUAGAGUACCAUAUCCUUUCGUGAAAGCCUCUCAGCAUCCACGAGCAAUCGUCAUGAAACCCACUCAUGGGGAUUUCCUCAAUGACUAUUAUAAUUCCAAAGAUUUGCAUAUAGGGGUCACUAACUCUCAAGGGUAUGUAGUGGAGUUCAGCGAAGAGGGCAUCCGUGCCGUUGACCCUGUAACUAAAAAGUGGAGUGAAUGUGAAACAAGUGUAGACUGGGAUCAAUGUCUUUUGUUAGAACAGUUUGAUGAACUGUGGAAUGAGAUCUGGGAUAGUGUCUUAUUAAAGGUGAGCCAGAGAUCAUUAUGGGAGGCGGACAGGUAUAAUGAGGAGCGACACAACUGUUUUACCUUUGUACUGGCAUUUUUACGAGCACUUGAUUGUGGGGAAUUGUCAGAGAGAGCACGCGACCCUAAACUCUUCUGUAAACAGUAUGUGGUCCCGCGAACUUCAGCUGCCGGGAAGUAUAUAUCAUUAUAUAGACAAUUAAAGAGACAAAGCUAUUUCAUACAGAAACAAUGAUAGCUUAUUUGAAUUUACUUAUAAACUGUAUGUAUUUAUUUAUUGUCAGUUCAGUAUUAUCUGUGAUUUCUCAUAUUUAGAUAAGAAACUUUGAAAUUAAAAUGCAUUUACCUAAAACCAAAUAGAUUACGUUUGAGUAAUUGAAAUUUCUCGGUUAUUUAAGUAGUAUAUAUUAAUUUGUCAUCUAUAUUAUAGAUUAAUUUAGAAGUAUUUUCUUCAGAACUAUGUUAAAUAAACCAGUUACUUUAAAUUUAUAAAAAAGGUAUAGUCCAAUAUCUUUAUAAUUUUUAUUAACUAUUAGAAACAUAACAAAGGCUAAAAGGCUGUGUUAUUUUUUCGUUUUGUAAAUGGACCAGGCAUAUUUGAUAUAAUUAUACAAAAUUAGAAUAAUUAGAAUUUUUUUAACAUCACAACAAAAUUUCAUACAGGCCUAGUGUUAAUUUUUCAUUUAAUUAGAAAUUAUGUAAUAUCCAGUCUAAACUUCCAUACUAUAUUAAUCUUCCAAAUGCAAAUGUAAUCAAAUAAAUUAGCUUAAAUAUUGUAAGCUGAAUGUAGGUAGCACAAGUCAAAUAUUCUCAUUAAAAAUAAAAAUGCUUUUAAUAAGUACUCUCAUAAGAUAGCUAAUGUUACAUUAAGUAAAUGUUGCAUAUCCUUCUAUUAGUAUUAAUCGAACUUUUAUUUCAAUAUAUUGAAAACAAUCUGAUAGGUGUCCGUAAGAAGUUAUGUGUAGUCAAUUAGUGUUUUCUAAACAUUUACAUUUAUGACUAUCCUAUAAAGUUCUCAUGUACGCUCAAGUCGUUCCAUAUUCAUCUUCUCUAAGGUAAAUGUAGUGUUUUGAUGGUGUAUUUUUCUCUUUAUAACAUAUAUCAUAGUAUAAAUACAAGUGACAUUUAAAUUAAGAACCGAAAAGUUGUCAUGAUAUCUGUAAUCAUAAAAAAAAAUCAUAAGAAACUAAAUUAAGUAAGGAAUCUUUAAAUUAAAUUCAUGAAUGUAUUAAUUAAAUGGUGUUAGUGUAUAAGGUGUAUAACAUAAAUUUAUUUUUAAAGUUUAAAUUCCUUUCAGCUUAUUUUAUUAAUCUGUAUUAUUAAUGCCCCAUAUAGUUAACCAAAGUAUAAAUGCAUAGCAUGUGAAGGUAAUAUUAUUUAAUAAUGAGCUGAUUAAAUUAUUAUGAAAUUUGAGCACAGAUAUACGAUUUGAUGUCACCUAGGAUCUUAAAUUUCGAAAAAAAAUUCGAACUCGAAUAAAAGAUCUCUUUAAAGCUGAAAAAAAUUGUAAAGCUUGCAUAAAGAAUUAACAUGGAGUUGCUACAACAUCGAAAUAUAUUAAUUUAUUUAUAUGUCCCGCAAACAUUCAUACUACAUAUUAUAGUUGGAGUAUGUAAGUUAAUACUAUGUUAUAUCUUCUCAGCAAGCUUAGUUACAUUAGGACUAUCUGUUCUUGGUUCUACUUAUGUAGACAACCCUUUUACACUUUUAUAACAAACAUGGGAAAAAAAUCUAAAUCACAAACACAUUGAACUAGUCAAACCAUUCUUUAUCUCAUCUUAAUUCCCUAAUCUGUAUAAUCUUAUAUUCAUAAAAAAUAAACGAAUGCGAUAAUAUUUGGUGGUAAAAAAUUAUAUGUGAGACCUGAAAUUUAAUAUUGUUAAAUCCAGCCAGCAGUGACUUAAUUAAUAGAAAAAAAAUAC